Messenger RNA from Mesorhabditis spiculigera, 1572 nucleotides. NCBI's taxonomy places the organism in Eukaryota, Metazoa, Nematoda, Chromadorea, Rhabditida, Rhabditidae. The record is from the annotation of a GenBank genome assembly.
AUGUGGGUCCCAGUACUGCUCUUUGUCAGCGCACUUAUAGGAUUAGCUGCUGGACAAGGUUGCGUUUCUAAGAGAUUCGGAUCCGAUCGAAUUGUUUGUGUUUGUAAUGAUACCUAUUGCGAUUCUGUGCCGAAGCUCCCGAAGCUUGAUCGAUAUGGCGCUUCGAUCAUCACUUCGAGCCUUUCCGGGAAAAGGUUCCACGUCCAACAACGCAUGUUCCAGCCUAGAAGCAAGAAAUCGUCAUCUUGGUCAAGUUCGGCUGUCCGGAUCCUUGUUGACGCCCGUUCAUUCUUCCAGAAUAUUCUUGGCUUUGGAGGGGCUUUCAGUGAUGCUGCUGGAUUGAACCUGGCCGCUUUGUCACACCGAGCGGCGCACAAACUGCUUGAAGCAUAUUUUUCCCCGGAAAAUGGUAUCGGCUACACAUUCGGCCGUGUCCCAAUGGCUAGCACCGAUUUUGGCACUCGAGAAUAUUCAUAUGCCGACACGAGCGGAGACCUGGAGCUCAAGUCUUUCGCAUUACAACCCGAGGAUCUCGAUUAUAAGAUCCCAUUCAUCAAGACCGCCCAAUUGAUCGCCAACGGGAAUUUGAAGUUGUUUGCCUCGCCCUGGUCAGCCCCUGGUUGGAUGAAGACAAAUGGUCGAAUGAUAGGCGGGGCGGCGUUACGAGGCCCAUUAGAUGGACCAUACUACUCAACAUGGGCUUCAUAUUUUGUCAAAUUUUUCGAACAGUAUGCGGCAAAUGGGAUUCUCUACUGGGGACUGACGAUGCAAAACGAGCCGACCUCCGGGAUUAAUCCUGAUUAUACUUGGCAGACCAUGUACUUCAAUGCAUCCAUGCAGAGACACUUCCUCGUAAACCAUCUGGGGCCUCGUCUAAAAGGUUCGCCUCUAACGCGAGGUCUGAAGGUGUUGAUCCUUGACGAUGAUCGGCCUCAACUGCCUGCUUGGGCUGAUGAGGUUUUUGCCGAUGCGAAAGCGCGAGAAUAUGCAGACGGCAUCGGCGUCCACUGGUAUAUGGAUGCAUUCGCGCCGGCUUCUCUUCUGACUGAGACCGCGCUACGACAUCCUGACAAGUUUAUUCUGGCCACAGAGGCCUGUUCCGGCUUCCUUGGCGUUCACGGGCCAAUCCUGGGUGAUUGGAGUCGAGCAGAGAACUACGCCGCCGACAUCAUUGAUGACCUGAACAACUUUGUGUCGGGUUGGGUGGACUGGAAUCUGGUGCUGGAUACAACAGGCGGACCCACGUUCGUUGCCAACAACGCCGACGCACCGAUUCUACGGAAUGGGACGAGGGGAAGUGACGAGUUCUACAAACAGCCCACCUACUAUGCGCUCGGGCAUUUUAGCGCCUGGGUGCCAGUGGGAUCUACGCGAAUCAAAUCGCAGCUUCUCGACCGUGAUCCCGCCCUAAAACUCGUCGCAUUUUCCUUUAAGUCCAAACGGGUUGCAGUCGUUCUAAAUCGAGGUGACUCCGAAAAAACCGUGGAAAUUCAUGAUCCAUUAAUGCCGGAACGGGUGCUGACGAUGAAAAUCGAAGGACACAGCAUCUCGACGAUUGUUUGGAAUAAAGCU